Messenger RNA from Colletotrichum tamarilloi, 216 nucleotides. RefSeq lists its product as uncharacterized. The record is from RefSeq and is a predicted model, not a curated record. The coding region runs from base 1 to 216 and encodes 71 amino acids. Lineage: Eukaryota; Fungi; Ascomycota; Sordariomycetes; Glomerellales; Glomerellaceae. The transcript has a single exon.
AUGGCCGAGGAUACAGAAGAGAGGCUAGCGGAACACACCGGGGGUUUCUCCACAACAUCGGAUGGCAACGAGCCGCUCGAGUGCCGGACUGCGUACCGAAGGUUCGGGGCUAAUGAUGACAGACGCAGGGGACCGCAGAGCUCUGAACCUCGCCAGCGACCCAGCCAAGCCGGCGCGCGCCUCGAGGGGUUGUGCAUGCCGCCGGUAUCGCAGUGA